This is a messenger RNA of Pieris macdunnoughi, 1038 nucleotides long. The record is from the annotation of a GenBank genome assembly. Lineage: Eukaryota; Metazoa; Arthropoda; Insecta; Lepidoptera; Pieridae.
AUGGAUAACAUUCAAGCGCGUCACAGUUCGUACACAAACGCCUACCCUUCAGUAUCAGUGGAUACAAGAACAUUUUCUAAAUCAGAUAUGAAUAUGAGCAAACCUCAUUGCAGUAGCAAAUUGAAUGAGAGCGACAUUUUCCGUGUCAAAAACAGUUGUGAAGAAUACUACAAAAGAUACGAAUACGAUAAGAUACCAGUUAAAGAACAUAGCUCAAUUGACAACAGCUAUAAGGAAGACCGAAUGUCUGGCGACACCAAGGAUUCCAUGGCUAACUCAGAACUAGAUAAUUUAGAAUUAAAAGUAUUAAAAAAUAUAUCUCACGAAUUUCAAUCUGAUGAUACGUCAAUUGAAAGCCUCGAGUCUAACAUUAAACUAUUUAAAUGCACUGUUCAGGAAAUAUUUGAUAAAUUCUAUAAUAGCAUGAAUGAUUAUGAACUUUAUAAGCAGAGGUAUAGAGAGAUAUUAUCGAAGAAAAACGAUUCUAUCCUGGAAAUGGAAAAUUUUAUUAAAAAUAUGAUUCAAAAUAUACUCUCCAUAUCUGAAACAUCUGUUGAUAACAUUAAGAUAGAAUCCAAUGUGCCAGUAGUACCUCAGGAGAAUACUGCUGUUGAAACUUACAAAAACGAAAACUAUUCAUGUGAGUCGGCUGAUGAUUCAAAAUGCAGGAAUAAAAAAGAAGAAACACUAAACAUUUACCUUUUAAGUGUCGCUCCAUAUGUAGCGAUAAAAAUGAAUAACCGCAAUCAGCUGUCUGAAAUCGAUAUACGAGAUUCCAGUAUAGAUGAACUAGAGGGGCAAUUGGCUUCGGCAGAAAAUAUUAAAAUGAUAGCAGCCAAGAAAAGACAACUGGAAAGAUACAUAACCCAGCACCAUGUUCAGCACAAUGACAGAAGUAUACCUAUAAAAGUAUCAUGUCCAAAAAAAGAUAUAUCAUUAAAUGAAGAUUUUGCUAAAGACAGCCAAGAAGAGAACAUGUCACUUAUAUCAAAAAUUUGCAAUUACAUCUGCAAGAAGUUUCGCAAGACAUCUUUCUAG